Canariomyces notabilis is the source of this 1670-nucleotide messenger RNA. RefSeq names its product FAD dependent oxidoreductase. Gene Ontology annotation, molecular function: (S)-2-hydroxyglutarate dehydrogenase activity. The coding region runs from base 334 to 1644 and encodes 436 amino acids. NCBI's taxonomy places the organism in Eukaryota, Fungi, Ascomycota, Sordariomycetes, Sordariales, Chaetomiaceae. The transcript has a single exon. The record is from RefSeq and is a predicted model, not a curated record.
GGAAUGGAAGCAGUGAUCAGCCGAUCAGGACGGCCGGGCCCGGGGUCCCGAGUCGGUCUUUCCUUUUGGGCAUCCAGUCAGGAGAGAAACAGUCAGGAGAGACCUUGGAAUCCAACCGACAGUUCGAGACUCGGAAACUGCCAGUGUCUUUUUUGCCAAUGGAAUUCAAUUUUGAAAUGCAGUGGUGAACAAGCCACCACUACCUCCAAGUUACCUGCCUACACUGUAUAGCGCGUAAAUCACCGCAAGAUCCAGUACUAACCUAACAGGUCACUGAAAAGAUCUCGACCUCUGCUGAAAUGCAGGUCCCGUUCACACACUUGACUCUCCAAAAUGCACACUUGUCCUGCGCCGGCCCUCUUCUUCCGGGGUUCCGUAUUCAAACCGACUCCUGCCCGGGGCCGAUUAUUCGCCGCCAGGCGACAUGCCAAUGCUAGAUUAUUCUCACAGACGUGCCUGCGGCGUCAGUCGCCCAUUAGCGCCGACUUUACGCACGCCGUCAUAGGCGGCGGGGUCGUGGGCCUCGCCAUCGCCCAGCAACUCGCCCGGCGUGGCGGCAAAGCGGGUAGUAACUCGACAACGCUCCUAUUGGAGCGCCACAGCGCCGUAGGCACCGAGACGUCAAGCCGCAACAGCGAGGUGAUCCACGCUGGCAUCUACUACGGCGCCGGGUCGCUCAAGACGGAGCUGUGCAUCCGCGGCAAGGAGCAGCUGUACGCCCUCUGCGCGGCGCACGACAUCCCUCAUCGGCGGACGGGCAAGUGGAUCGUAGCGCAAAACGACGCGCAGCUCGCCGCGCUCCAGAAGAUCCACGAUUUUUGCGUCAACGAGAUCCACGUGCCCGUGCGCUGGGUCGGCCCGGAGGAGGCGGCGCGGCGGGAGCCGGCCGUGUGCGCGGAAAUGGCUAUCCUCGAGAGCCCCACCACGGGCAUCGUCGACAGCCACGCGCUGAUGCUCUGCCUGCUGGGGCGUUUCGAGGAUGCGGGCGGCACGCUCGCGCUGGGUAGCGCCGUCGAGGCCAUCACCCCGCUCGGCGACAACAACAACGGCAGCGCGGGAUGGCAGCUGACGGUGCGUGACGCCGACAGCGGCGAGGUGUCGACGGUGACGGCCGAGACGCUGAUCAACUCUGCCGGCUUGGGCGCCGUGGCCGUGCACAACUUGAUUGUGCCGCCCGAGCGGCGCAAGCAAGCCUUCUACGCCAAAGGGAAUUACUUUUCCUACGGAGCCUCGAGCCCGAGAGUGGGCACGUUGGUCUAUCCGGCGCCCGAACCGGGCCAUGGCGGCCUGGGCACGCACCUGACGCUGGAUCUGGCGGGCCGCAUCAGGUUCGGACCCGACGUUGAGUGGGUUGACUCGCCCGACGACCUGAGCGUCAACGAGGCGCGGCUGUCGCAGACGAUCGAGGAGGUCAAGAAGUAUCUCCCUGGGCUCGAUGAGACGCAGCUGCAACCGGACUACGCCGGGAUUCGACCGAAGCUUGGGAAGCAGGGGGCUGUUGCGCAUGGAAAGGGAUUCGUGGACUUCGUGAUCCAAAGGGAGGAGGAAUACCAAGGGUGGAUCAACCUGCUCAAUAUCGAGAGUCCUGGGCUCACGAGCUGUUUAGCUAUAGCGGAAAGGGUAGAAAAGCUUUUGUAUACAUGAAUGGUUAAUACAAGGGUUAUACGAUC